CCUGACUAUGUCCCCUCUUCCCACAGCGGGCUGACCCGAGAGGCACACAGCAAGGAGGUGGAGCAGGUGUACCUACGCUGCUCAGCAGGCUCUGUGGAGUGGAUGUACCCAACCGGGGCCCUCAUUGUAAACCUGCGGCCCAACACCUUCUCACCUACCAGGAACUUCACUGUGUGCAUCAAGCCUUUCAGGGACUCCUCUGGGGCCAAUAUUUAUUUGGAAAAAACUGGAGAACUGAGAUUGUUGGUACGGGACCUCGGUGGUGAGCCUGGCCAGGUGCAGUGCUUCAGCCUAGAGCGGGGUGGUCUGUUUGUAGAGGCAACACCCCAACAGGACAUCAGCAGGAGGACCACAGGCUUCCAGUAUGAGCUGAUGAGUGGGCAGAGGGGACUGGACCUGCAUGUGCUGUCUGCCCCAUGUCGACCUUGCAGUGAUACUGAGGUCCUCCUUGCCAUCUGCACCAGUGACUUUGUUGUCCAAGGCUUCAUCCAGGAUGUCACCCAUGUGCCAGAGCAGCAAGCAUCAGUCAUCUACCUGCGGGUGAGCAGGCUUCACCGUCAGAAGAUCAGGGUCUUCCAGCCAGCUCCUGAGGGCAGUGGCCACUGGCUGGGCCAUGUCACAACACUGCUGGAGUGUGGUGUACGGCCAGGACAUGGGGAAUUCCUCUUCACUGGACAUGUGCACUUUGGGGAGGCACAGCUUGGAUGUGCCCCACGCUUUAGUGACUUUCAAAGGAUGUACAGGAAUGCAGAAGAGAGGGGCAUAAAUCCUUGUGAGAUCAAUAUGGAGUGACUUGCUGGGUGACAUGGUACUGUUCUUCAAAUGAGCCACAAUUUGAGUCCUCGGUUGCUCUAUCAAAUCCCGAUAGAGGCUGCAGGGUGGUGGCAUGGGUCCAGCCUGGUGCUUGAACUGGGAAGGUACAUGCUGGGUCUCAGCCGAGAAUGCCCUGACCCAUUGGAAAUGCUGUAAAAUGCAAACUAAGUUAUUAUAUUUUUUGUAAAAAAAAAAUGUCCAUAGGAAACAAACUAUUGUGUCUGAGGAUACCUUUGGUAUGCCAUUUAAUAGUGUUUUUAGAAAAUUGACUUUAGCCAUUGCAUUUGGUCUGAUAUAUUGGUGGGAGCUAGGUUGUGGAGACUAUGGGGCUUCCAUGGUUAUCACUCAACCUUGUUAUUCUUGUGAUAGAAAUGUAUGGAACCAAUACUU
Messenger RNA from Cricetulus griseus (Chinese hamster), 1203 nucleotides. The record is from RefSeq and is a predicted model, not a curated record. Lineage: Eukaryota; Metazoa; Chordata; Mammalia; Rodentia; Cricetidae.